This is a messenger RNA of Gigantopelta aegis, 689 nucleotides long. Its product is annotated as phosphatidylinositol-glycan biosynthesis class W protein-like. Gene Ontology annotation, molecular function: glucosaminyl-phosphatidylinositol O-acyltransferase activity. NCBI's taxonomy places the organism in Eukaryota, Metazoa, Mollusca, Gastropoda, Neomphalida, Peltospiridae. Gene Ontology annotation, biological process: GPI anchor biosynthetic process; protein localization to plasma membrane. Gene Ontology annotation, cellular component: endoplasmic reticulum; membrane. The record is from RefSeq and is a predicted model, not a curated record.
AUGGCACUCAACGAGUCUCUUAUACCCUUUUUCUCAACAUCUCGCUCAUUUUUACUUAUUUUUACUGAUUGCAAUCUGGCUGUUGACUUUCAUAUAUUUCCUCGACGAUUUGCUAAAACAGAAACAUUUGGUACUGGUCUAAUGGAUGUUGGUGUGGGCUGUUUUAUAGUAUCAUAUAGUAUGGUGUCUAAAGAGGCUCGCUAUCCUUCUGAUUACUCAUCUCUUCCUUCAUUGAAACAAUUACCUUAUGUUAUAAUGGGCCUGCUGAGGCUUGCCACUGUUAAAGCUACAGAUUAUCAACUUCAUGUUUCAGAGUAUGGUGUACAUUGGAACUUUUUCUUCACAAUUGCUGUUGUCUCUGUUGGGUACCAAUUCCUCUUGUCCAUGUGUGGCUUACGAGAGUACAUCCUCUUUGGUGAUGGAAGUUACUCUCGUAACAAUUUCAUUAGUGCUAACAGAGAAGGAAUAUUUUCUUGUUUCGGUUAUUUGGCCUUGUAUUAUGCUGGAAUUGCGUUUUCUCGAAGUUUCUUUAAAGUUAAAAGUUGUCUCAUCUCUGCCAUUGACUAUAACCAGUUCACAUUCUUCUUACUAGCUAACCUAUCAACAGGACUUGUCAACUUUACUGUUGAUACAAUGAAUACUAGCACUUUAAAUGCUUUUCUUUUGUUAAGUCUUCAUUUAGUCAGCCU